AUGCAAUUAGUGACACUUUUCGGUCUUGUUUUGCUCGUGACUCUUGCAGUUGGUCAUGAAGCCGCCGAUCUAAAGCAUUACAUAGUCUACAUGGGACAACACUCGCACCCGAGCUCAGAAUCUGUCAUUAUGGCUAACCAUGAGAUGCUGGCAUCGGUUCUUGAAAGUUACAAAGGAGCAAAAGAAGCAGCGAUCCACCAUUAUACUAAAAGCUUCAGAGGCUUCUCUGCUCGGCUUACACCCGAUCAAGCAACAAAACUUUCAGAAAAUGAAGGUGUUGUUUCGGUCUUUGAGAGCAGAAUGAAUCAAUUGCACACGACUAAUUCAUGGAGAUUUCUCGGAGUGGAAUCUCUCUCACAAUACAACAAGCCUCCAGCAGAUAUAAAAUCAGAUGUAAUUGUCGGCGUCAUUGACACUGGCAUUUGGCCAGAGUCAGAAAGCUUCAGUGAUUAUGGAUUAGGUCCUGUCCCGAAGAAGUUCAAGGGAGAAUGUGUGCCGGGACAGAAUUUUACACGAUACAAUUGUAACAGGAAGCUAAUAGGUGCCAAGUACUACUCGAAAGGAUGGGAAGCCAUAAAUGGACGUCUUGAGGAUUCCAACCUUACAUUUUUCCGAUCACCAAGAGAUAGUGAGGGUCAUGGUAGUCACACAUCAUCUACUAUUGCUGGAUCAAUGGUCUCUAAUGCCAGCUUGUAUGGGCUCGGUUCAGGCACCGCAACAGGAGGUGUACCAAGUGCUAGACUUUCCAUAUACAAAGCUUGCUGGUUCAAAGACUGUGAAGAUGCCGACAUCCUUGCAGCAAUUGAUGAUGCUAUUCAUGAUGGUGUGGACAUCAUCUCUAUGUCUCUUGGCCCAAUUCCACCCCAAACAAUCUUCUUUGAAGACGCGAUUUCGAUUGGAACUUUUCAUGCAUUUCAAAAGGGAAUUGUGGUAUGUGCAUCUGCUGGGAACAGCUUCUUGCCACGUACAGCGACCAAUGUGGCUCCGUGGAUCCUCACAGUCGGUGCUAGCACGAUCAAUCGUGAGUUCCCAUCCUAUAUACUUCUCGGAAAUCUGAAACAAUUGAAGGGUUUUGCUGUAAACACUAUGCCAGAGCAAGGGAAACAAUACAGUUUGAUAUCUGGUUCGGUUGCUGCAGCUUCCGGGAUCCCUUCUAGAAAUGCAAGCUUUUGCAAGAGAGAUACACUGGAUUCGGACUUGAUCAAGGGGAAGAUUGUGGUGUGUACCCUUGAGAUGUUGACCGAUGAUAGAAAAGAGAAAGCGGCUGCGAUAAAAGAAGGUGGUGGUGCCGGGAUGAUCCUCAUUGAUCCUCUUUCAAAAUAUGUUCUAUUCCAACCUGUGAUUCCAAGUGUUUUGAUCGGACAAGCAGAAGCUCUAGAACUUCAAUCUUACAUGAACACCGAAAAGAACUCAACAGCUAGAAUCUAUCUUACAGUAACACACGUUGGGACUAAACCAGCACCAGCAAUGGCGAUCUUCUCUUCCAAAGGACCAAACAUUAUAACACCCGAUAUCAUAAAACCUGAUAUAACUGCACCAGGAGUGAACAUUUUGGCAGCAUGGUCACCUGUCUCGACUGAAGACACUGCUGGCAGGAGCAUCAACUAUAACAUAAUAUCAGGCACUUCUAUGGCGUGUCCACACAUAGCUGCAGUGGCAGCACUAUUAAAAUCUGUACACCCAUACUGGAGCCCAGCCACAAUAAAAUCUGCAAUAAUGACGACAGCCACGACCACCGAUAACACUGCAAACCUCAUAAAAAAUGACGAUUCUACAACUGCAACCCCUUUUGAUUACGGUUCAGGACAUAUAAAUCCAGCUGCAGCAAUAGAUCCUGGACUCAUUUAUGAUUAUGAUGACAAUGAUAUCAUCAACUUCCUAUGCAGCUAUGGUGCAAGCUUUGCCCAACUCAAGAACUUGACUGACACACCAGUUACUUGCAAGAAUUCUUCCACACCCUCCUAUAACUUCAACUAUCCGUCCAUUGGUGUAGCUAAUAUGGCUGGAAAAUUAUCUGUGUACCGCACCGUUACCUACAUGGGCCAAGGCCCGGCUGUUUAUUAUUCAAAGCUAGAACUGCUUACAGGAGUAAAAGCAUCAGUUUAUCCUAAUGUGUUGAAGUUUGCGAAAGCUGGGGAGAAGAUGACUUACAGGGUAGAUUUCAUACCUUAUAAGAGCAGCAAUGGCAGCUUCGUGUUUGGAUCAUUGACAUGGUGGAACAAGAUUCAUAGUGUUAGGAGUCCUAUUGCUGUUAAUGUGGUUUCAAUUUAA
Molecule: messenger RNA, 2271 nt
Organism: Erigeron canadensis
Lineage: Eukaryota; Viridiplantae; Streptophyta; Magnoliopsida; Asterales; Asteraceae
Product: subtilisin-like serine-protease S
Exons: 10
Coding region: 1-2271 (756 amino acids)
Biological process (GO): proteolysis
Molecular function (GO): serine-type endopeptidase activity
Source: RefSeq, a predicted model, not a curated record